GUCUGCCCCCACCCGCGGAACUCCUGUCCCUGCAGAUGAUCUGGAGGAAGUGUUAUGAAGACGGGUUUUAUGCGAAUAAUCAUACGUAUGCAAGCAAACUAGCAUUUCACAAGCUAAAAUUAGGCGUGGAUUUAAAAAUACACAUUGAAGAGCUGUUGAAUCGCCAUCUCUGGAAAAUGGAUCCAGGAUACGUAUUACAUCUCGCUAUUUGAAAUACGUCUCAAUUCAUCUCCUCGCUGGCUUUCUUUCUACCACCAACAACAUACCAGGCCGACAUCGACGACAGCUAGCGAGUAUUGCUAUCCACCUAGCUAACACUGCUAGGUUUCCCCAUUUGCUUUUUCUCAGAUGUCCACAAUGAAAACUAAGUUCCUGCAUGCUCCACCCACACCUAGCCCGUCCUCUUCGUGAUUGAACAGCUGCUGACUGACCAGAGAGGUGCAAAAUGUCUGUGUUGCCAUGACUUAAAGACAUCAAUCAAAGAUGGAGAAAAAGAAAAUGUGCCCCCGUCUACUGGACUACCUGGUGGUGGUGGGAGCCAGGCAGCCCAGCACUGACAGCGGGUCCCAGACCCCCCAGCUCCUCCGCCGUUACCCGCUGGAGGACCACCCAGACUUCCCUCUGUCCCCGGACGUGGUCUUCUUCUGUCAGCCUGAGGGAUGCCAGAGCAUCCGGCAGCGCCGGGUCAGCCUGCGAGACGACGCCUCCUUCGUCUUCGCACUCACUGACAAAGACUCUGGCAUCACGCGCUAUGGUAUCUGCGUCAACUUCUACCGCUCCUUCCAGCGAGGGGGGCACCGCCGCGACAAGGCGGGUAGCGGUGGAACGGCGGCACAGACAGCGGAAGCGACCAGCGAGGGUUCGGAUGGCAGCGGUGGCUGCCCCAAUGCCUCCACGUUGCCGACGCCUGCCAGUGCCGACACAACAACCACACCUGUGCCAGGCACGGAGCCGGGACCACCCGGUGGCGAGCCAAAUGCCGGCAGGUCCCCUCGGCACAAACGCAGCACUGCCAAGAUGGUCAGUCGGAACCGCGACAGCACGCUGACCUCGCUGUGCAUGAUCAGCCACUACCCCUUCUUCUCCACCUUUAGGGAGUGCCUGUACAUCCUCAAGAGAAUGGUGGACUGCUGCAGCCACAGGUUGACCCAGCGCGCCGGCCCGCCCCGUGCAACUCAGAGGGACACCAUGUGGCGCGUGUUCACGGGGGCCCUGUUGGUGGAGGAGAAAGGCAGCCAGCUGCUGGCUGACCUGCGGGAGAUCGAGUCCUGGGUCUACCGCCUCCUGCGCUCCCCGGUGCCCGUGGCGGGCCAACGGCGCGUAGAUGUGGAGGUGCUGCCCCACGAGAUGCAGCCGGCACUCACUUUCGCCCUGCCCGACAACUCUCGCUUCUCCAUGGUGGACUUCCCCCUGCACCUGCCCCUGGAGUUGCUGGGUGUGGACGCCUGCCUCAUGGUGCUCAGCUGCAUCCUACUGGAGCACAAGGUGGUCCUCCAGUCGCGGGACUACAAUGCCCUGACCAUGAGUGUCAUGGCGUUUGUAGCCAUGAUCUACCCCCUGGAGUACAUGUUCCCUGUCAUUCCCUUACUGCCCACCUGCAUGGCCUCCGCUGAACAGCUUCUCCUCGCCCCCACCCCUUACAUCAUAGGUGUGCCUGCCAGCUUCUUCCUCUACAAAUCCGAUUUCAAAAUGCCCGACGAUGUGUGGCUCGUGGACCUGGACUGUAACAAGGUCAAAGCACCCACCAAUGCAGAGCACCUACCCCUUCUUCCCGAGCCGGAAUCCACAGAACUCAAGAAACACUUGAAACAGUGUCUGGUUAGGUUGACCGUGAUCACCCAAAAGCAGAUCUUCUCCUCUGACAAUAAGGCCCUGGCCAGCAUGAGUCUCAACACCCAGCCCAUUCUGAACCUGGAGAAGUUCCAGGAGGGCCAGGAGUUACCCCUGCUCCCCCCCGGCCAGAACAAGGCGUCGCCCUCCUCCACAGAGUUCAACCCCCUCAUCUACGGCAACGACGUGGACUCUGUGGAUGUGGCCACCAGGGUUGCCAUGGUGCGGUUCUUCAACUCCCCCAAUGUGCUCCAGGGUUUCCAGAUGCACACACGUACGCUGCGCCUCUUCCCCCGGCCCGUGGUGGCAUUCCAGGCCACGUCCUUCCUGGCCUCUCGGCCCCGACGCUCCGGCUUCGCUGAGAAGCUGUCGCACACCCAGGCCGUGGAGUACUAUGGCGAGUGGGCCCUCAACCCCACCAACCUGGCCUUUCAGAGGAUCCACAACAACGUGUAUGACCCAUCUUUAAUCGGAGACAAGGGCAAGUGGUACGCCCACCAGCUGCAGCCGGUGUUCUACCGCGUGUACGACGGCAGCUCCCGGCUGGCCGAGGCCAUGAGCGGACCCCUAGAAGAUGAGGCCAACGACUCGGACCCCACAGACGACAGUGCGGCCGACGGCGACAGUGCAGAAGAAGCAGCAUGUGACAGCGAGGCUGGCUACGAUGACUCCAGUUCUUCCUACUCGUCACUUGGAGACUUGGUGAGCGAAAUGAUCAAAUGUGACAUCCAAGGGGACACGCCAAACCUGGAUCCCCCUACCCACGCUGCACUGGGAGACGCCAGCGAAGUGGAGUUCCAGGACUUCCAGGAGUUCAAGGGAGGAGACGGUCCCCUCCCCCAAGAGAAGGCACUGCCCGAGGGGGGCGACGGAGCUCCUGAACCUCCUGAUGGACAAGCCCUCCGCUCGAGCUCCAGCACAACCGCCAGCUCCAGCCCUAGCACAAUCAUCCAGGGAGUCAACAAUGAGCAGGCAGAACCAGUGGAAAUGGAGGCAUUGGCCAGUGCAGCUCUACAGAACCCUGUCCCGGGAUUGGGCGCUCCGCCCUUCUCCAGACCUCCCCCAGACGCUGCCCCGGUGGGACCAGCCAAUAAGAAGGGAGAGUACGACAACCCCUACUUUGAGCCUCAGUAUGGCUUCCCCGCUGAGGAGGACCCUGAGGCAGAAGACCAAGAGGAGACGUACACGCCCCGGUUCAACCAGAACCUCAAUGGCAACAAAGCCCAACGCCCCCUGAGGCCCAGCAGCCUAAAGCUGCCCGGAGAGUCGGACGGAGAGGGCGACUCCCGCAACAGUUCUCCAAACUCCACCAUCUCCAACAACAGCAGCGAUGGCUUUGGGGGCCUCAUGUCCUUUGCCAGUAAUCUGUACAAGAACCACGGUUCCAGCUUUAGCCUCUCCAACCUGUCUGUACCCAACAAGGGGGGGCUGAGGGAGAAGGCCGCUGGGGCUGGGCCCUUCCCCAAUCUCAAAGGAGGCGCCCGCGGUCCCCCCAGGGCGCUUGUUGACCAGAAGUCGUCGGUCAUUAAGCACAGUCCCACGGUCAAGAGAGAGUCCCCUUCGCCCCAGGGUCGUGCCAACAACACCAGUGAGAACCAGCAGUUCCUGAAGGAGGUGGUGCAGAGCGUGCUGGAGGGCCAAGGCGUGGGCUGGCUCAACAUGAAGAAGGUACGCCGCCUGCUGGAGAACGAGCAGCUGCGCGUCUUCGUGCUGAGCAAGCUGAACCGUGCCGUCCAGUCCGAGGAGGAUGUCAGGCAGGAGGUCAUCCGUGAUGUGGAGAUUGGCAGGAAGGUUUACAAGGGUAUGUUAGACAUACUGAAGUGCACCGUUUCUAGUCUGGAACACUCGUACACCAAUGCCGGGCUUGGAGGCAUGGCCAGCGUCUUCGUUCUGCUGGAAAUCGCACGCACCCACUACCAAACCAAAGUAGACCCAGAGAAGCACAAGAGGAGCCCCAGUGACUCUGCAAGCAGCCCGGGCAGCAAGGACAGCCCGUCUGCCCGCAUGGAGGGCACCAGGCCCCCGGUGCUCCUCCUCGUUCCCCGUCUCCAACUGCCGCACCCCACCUCGGGGAGAAAAGACACCCACCACUUUGACACCCGGAGUCUGAACGAGGAGAAUUUUAUUGCCUCCAUUGAAUUGUGGAGCAGGCACCAUGAAAAGGAUAAGCAAAAAGCUAUGGAAAAACAACAGAGAGCGGAGGGGGCUAAGAAACAGCACCCUGAGCUGACUGACACGGAGGAGAAGAAGUCCCAGAUCAGUGCUGACAGUGGCCUUAGUGUCACCUCUGGAUCCCAGAAGAGUGACACAGAGUCUGUGACCGGCACUGAAGCGCCAGUCCUUACCAGAAGCACCAGCCAGGACUCAGAGGCCAGCACAGUGAUAAGUAACAGCUCAGGAGAGACGCUGGGAGCUGACAGUGACUUGAGUAGCACCGCUGGGGAGGGCUUGGGUGGCAGGCAAGCCCCCCAUCUCAACCUCUCCAGGGGAACACUGUCCGACAGCGAGGUUGAGACCAACCCGGCUACCAGCUCAGUGUUUGGUAAGACCCAAAAGAUGAAGCCUGGUGUGAAGGAGGCGAAGGCUAAACUUGUGCCUGUCAUGGCUAAGGGGCCUCCCACCCAGCCCUUGGAAGACAUCAGUAUGAGGAUUUACCUAUGUGAUGGCCUGCUGGGGCGCGACAAGAGCUCCAUGUGGGACCAGCUGGAGGAUGCUGCCAUGGAAACGUUCUCUCUGAGUAAGGAGCGCUCUACACUGUGGGACCAGGUCCAGUUCUGGGAGGAUGCUUACUUGGAUGCUGUCAUGUUGGAGAGGGAGGGGAUGGGUAUGGACCAGGGACCUCAAGAGAUGAUUGACAGAUACCUGUCACUCGGGGACCACGACCGUAAGCGCCUGGAGGACGAUGAGGACAGGCUGCUAGCUACUCUACUGCACAAUAUGAUCGCCUACAUGCUAAUGGUUAAGGUGAACAAGAAUGACAUCAGGAAGAAGGUGAGGCGUCUGAUGGGGAAGUCCCACAUCGGCCUUAGCCACAGCCAGGAGAUCAACGAGUGUCUGGACAAACUGGCUAAUUUGAAUGGUCGCGAGCUGUCCAUCAGACCUAGCGGAAGCCGUCACAUCAAGAAGCAGACCUUCGUGGUGCACGCUGGGACUGAUACCACGGGGGACAUCUUCUUCAUGGAGGUGUGUGAUGACUGUAUAGUCCUGCGCAGCAACAUCGGCACAGUGUAUGAGCGCUGGUGGUACGAGAAGCUCAUCAACAUGACCUACUGCCCCAAGACCAAGGUCCUGUGUCUGUGGAGACGCAAUGGCCAGGAGACCCAACUCAACAAGUUCUACACCAAGAAGUGUCGCGAAUUGUAUUACUGUGUGAAGGACAGCAUGGAAAGAGCUGCUGCCCGACAGCAGAGCAUUAAACCAGGUCCAGAGCUGGGUGGAGAGUUCCCUGUGCAGGACAUGAAGACUGGCGAGGGAGGACUGCUGCAAGUCACCCUGGAAGGCAUCAACCUCAAAUUCAUGCACAGCCAGGUUUUCAUAGAGCUGAAUCACAUUAAAAAGUGCAAUACUGUGAAGGGAGUCUUUGUCCUGGAGGAAUUUGUUCCUGAAACUAAGGAAGUGGUGAUCCACAAGUACAAGACACCCAUGGCACACCAGAUCUGUUACUCCGUCCUCUGCCUUUUCUCCUACGUGGCUGCGGUGAAGGGGAAGGAAGCAGAAGGCAAGCCCAAGCUUCUAUCUCCAAGACCCCUGGCCAGCUAGUCUACAACCCCCUCCAACCCCCCCGUGCCUCUCACUCUGCAACAAAGUGGAAUCUCGGCCCUACUAUGACAUUGAGUUCUCACAAUCCUUGAUCCUACACACCUCUUUACUCCUCUUUGCACCCUGUAAGUACAUCUCCAAGAAAUACCCUCUACUCUUUGCGCCUUGCCAUGUAAGUAAAAUUCCUAUGGUGUGUGUGUGUAUGUACAUGUGAUCCCUGGUCUGUGGCAUCGUGUGUGUACACCCUUCCCAACCAUGGUCACGUCCACAAGGCUCCUCCCAUACAGGCCCAGCCUGAUGUCUUGGCCGUAAGCUUGCUUGAUCUUCAAGGCGACAGUUCGUUCCCCAUCUCUUUCUUUUCUCGUCCUGGCCUGCUGCCAAGGUCUUACUGGUUGUUUUUAAUGGGAUGGAGACAGCAAGAGGGAUUGAUGUGAGCCACAGCUCUACAAGUCGAUAAGAAAGCAACCAACCGCCCCAUCCACUCUCUGCGACUGUGUGAUGAAUAUUCUAUGUGGUACUACUGUAAAACUCCAGUCUGUCCAAACCGGUGAAACGUUUAAAAAGUACUCUAGUACUGACGGUUGUCACUUUGUUAAUAAAUGCUACUUCUGCAUGGUGCAUCAAACACUGCACGUAAAAGCUUGUUUCAUUCCUUUUGAUCCCAAAAUAUCUUGUGUGGUCCAAGAUGUGUGCAUCUCUUUAGCUUGCCCAGUGUUGCGAAACUACUGUAGUAGUUCUACUGUCAAGUGUCUUGCCUGUGGUCCUCUGUAUUGAAUGUUACUAUGGAGAGAAGAAAUGCUGUACAUUUCAACAUAAGAUGUUUUGCAAAGUGUGGUUUAUUUACUAGAUGUGCAAUACUUUACAUAGUAAGCCAGAGCCAGAUCAUUGUUCUGUUUUUUUUUUUAUCUUGGCAAUUCUGGCUUACACAGAGCAAAGAUUGUAUAAAAAAAAAAGGACUUCAUUGUCGUAGAUAUUUAUUGAAGUAAAUAAAUAUGACCUAUUGUUUAUACUUGCGAAAUCACUAUUUGGAGAUUCUAGAGAUGUGUACAUCUACUGCUGUUAUGGUUUUGUCUGUUGGAGAGGUGUGUUAAGUCUUCAUGUUGUGUCUGUUGUAGUAAGAUAAAUCCAAUCUAGCCCCAUUUCAGCCCAAUUGUAAGUGGUGUGUAUGUGAGUGUAUACAUGCAUUGUAUUGUUUUGCCAGAUAAGCAAUAUAUGAAUAAUACAGCUAUAUGAUCAGGAUAUUGUUUUUAAUGUUUACGUGGCUUUUAUUUUUUUAGAGAUGAAAUGCGUGUGUAAGGAACAUAAUGUUACAACUUCCAUGAGGUAAUUAUUUAAGGUAUUUCAUUCUUGACAAUAAAAACACUGGUGUAAAUAUGAGAGUAACUGGAUGAGGAGUGUCUCAAAACAGUUUGAAGACAGUAACCGAACAUAAGGUAUUGUUUGUUAGACUAGUUACAUAUGAGAACAUUACAAAACGGGAGUAUUUGAAACCAACCAACCCAAUUAUUGUGCUAGCUAGCCUACUGCUGUUGAGAAAUUGUUGUAAAUAUGUGUUGGAAAAAAGUAUUUAUAGAACAUGUACAGCUUUGGCAAUAUCAAAAUAAAAGUUGUCAACCAAA
This is a messenger RNA of Oncorhynchus keta (chum salmon), 7208 nucleotides long. RefSeq names its product MAP kinase-activating death domain protein-like. The coding region runs from base 484 to 5589 and encodes 1701 amino acids. Gene Ontology annotation, cellular component: cytosol. The record is from RefSeq and is a predicted model, not a curated record. The transcript is spliced from 37 exons. Gene Ontology annotation, biological process: regulation of Rab protein signal transduction; regulation of apoptotic process. NCBI's taxonomy places the organism in Eukaryota, Metazoa, Chordata, Actinopteri, Salmoniformes, Salmonidae. Gene Ontology annotation, molecular function: guanyl-nucleotide exchange factor activity.